GCUUCGUCUCUCUUCGGAUGUCUGACUGACGGAGAAACAUCUUGUUUGAAGAGGCUGAAAGUCAUUAAUGAUGGAGAGAAUUGCUAAUGAGCGACGCGUGAGCUGCUGGAUUAUUAAUGAACGCGCUGGAUUACGCGCGUCAGGACGCGUCACGAUCCAUCAACGCGUUCACCAUUAGAACAGCUGGAGCUCAACGGGUGCAGCGCUGCAGUCAGUCUUCAGUAUGAGAGCGGCUCUGAACAUCAGUGUUGCUGUGGUUCUGUUGCCGAUCUUCAUGUGUCAUCAGACAACAAGGCAGAUCCGGUCUGAUCCACAGCAGACUGGUUCUGAAGGCACGCCGUCGAGGUCGUGGAGCUCCUGGGGUUCGUGGGGCGAGUGUUCGCGCUCCUGCGGCGGAGGAGUUCAGGAACAGAACAGAGUCUGUCUGCCACACUAUCCAGCAGUCCGUGAUGCAUUAGCAGCACCGCAGAGCCCCGCGGCACAGAACACGGCCUCAAACACGCCUAACCAGAGACGCCUGAGCGUCGGCAGAUACGGAUGGAGAGCGAACAGUAGCCGCAUCAGUCCAGGGACGUACGGAUACGGCAGGAUGCCAUAUGUAACGUCUCUACAGAAAGAAUCCAGCCGAACGUCCCACAAACAGAGACGUUCAGCAUCAAACUUCCCACACCAGAGUUACAGGACUCAUCAGAGAAACCCGUAUCAAAACACCCGCUAUCACACAGCCGCCCAGCCGCCCACUGCUGCCCAACACACCCAACCACAGAUGAACACAGCGGCAGUGCAGAGCAGACCGUACAACCCGCUACCAAACACCUCCUGCCCUGGAGCCCCGAACCGGCACAAGAUCUGCAACAGCAUGGCCUGUCCGUCACCCAGCAGACCAAUCCGAGAGCUGCAGUGCUCCACGUUCAACACGCAGCCCUUCAUGGGCCAAUUCUACCAGUGGGAACCUUUUAAUGACGUUUCCAGCGAGCAGCGCUGUGAGCUCAACUGCCGCGCCGUCGGCUUCCGUUUCUACGUUCGUCAGGCGGACAGAGUCAUCGACGGCACUCCGUGUGGACAGAACCAGACGUCUGUGUGUGUGGCGGGACAGUGUCAGAGCGCCGGCUGUGAUGAUCUCCUGGGCUCUGGUAGGGUUCCUGAUAAAUGCGGCGUGUGCGGCGGAGACAACAGUGCGUGUAAGCUCGUCUCUGGCCUUUUCCAGCACAGUCUGUCUAAAGUGGGCUAUCACAAGAUCGUGGAGAUCCCGCCGGGAGCCACCAAGAUCAACGUCACCGAGAUGGUGAAGAGCAGGAACUACCUGGCCCUGCUCAGCCGGUCUGGCCGAUCCAUUAUUAAUGGAAACUGGGCCAUCGACCGUCCAGGAAUGUAUGAGGGAGUGGGAACGAUGUUCACGUACCGGCGGCCGAAUGAGAUCAGCAGCACCGCGGGAGAGUCCUUCCUAGCCGAGGGGCCGACCAAUGAGAUCCUGGAUGUGUUUAUGAUCUACCAGCAGCCCAAUCCAGGCGUUCAUUAUGAGUUCCUCAUGCCGUCAGAGAACGCUGUAGAUGCUCCGCGUCCUAAACAGAACCAGCUGGACCUGAAUGCUGUGAACGGUCCGGCUGGUUCUGAUGCGAACGGCCCGUUGACCCCGGAGGAUCACGAGAGGUCAGGGGUCAGCUAUCCUCCUCCCGUCCCGGAUAAUCAGCUUCCCGCAGCUCCGCCUUCAACCAGAGCCAGAGAAUACAACUGGAAACUCAGCGGCACCACAGACUGCAGCGCCUCCUGUGGACGAGGAAGCAGGUUCUCUGUGUUCGUCUGUGUUCACCGAGGAUCUCACGCUCUCGUGCCGAUCGAUCUGUGCGACAGCAGAACCAAACCCAGCCCUCAGGAGGAGCCGUGUAACGUCCAGCCCUGCCCUGCCUUCUGGGACAUCGGCGAGUGGUCCGAGUGCAGUAAGUCGUGUGGUUUGGGAGUACAGUAUCGUCAGGUCCUGUGUCGUCAGGCGUACAGUAACCGCACGCUGAGCGUUCACAGCAGCCGCUGCCGGCACAUGGAGCGACCCGAGACCAGCAGCUCCUGCCAGCUGAAGAUCUGCAGCGAGUGGCAGAUCCGCUCCGACUGGAGCCCCUGUUCGGUGCCCUGCGGUGUAGGCCAAAGGUCACGUGAGAUGCACUGUGUCAGUAAUGUGGGUGAUAUCGUGGCUGAUGACGAGUGCAACAUGAAGCUGCGUCCGAGCGACGUGGAGAACUGUGACGCAGGUGUGUGCACCAAGAGCUGGUUCUUCAGCGACUGGAGCGCACAGUGUUCGGCGGACUGUGGCGCGGGGGUGCGGACACGCAGCGUUCAGUGCCUCACCAAUCACAUCAGCAGUCUGCCUCUGGAGCGCUGCGGGGCCCAACGGCCCCCCGAGGCCCAGCCCUGCAACAACGGCCCCUGUGAGAGCCGCAUGGAGUGGUUCACCGGGCCCUGGAGUCAGUGCUCGGCGGAGUGUGGCUCCGGUAGUCAGCAGAGGGCAGUGGUGUGUCUGAUGAGGUCUGACGAGGGUUUCGUCGUGAUGCCGUCGUAUGAGUGCUCGUCUCUGGACAAACCUCUCAGCCAGCAGAGCUGCUUCAUCAAGACCUGCGGAGCCAAGUGGUUCCACACCGACUGGAGCGCGUGCUCAAAGACGUGUGAGACGGGGUACCGCGUGCGAGAGGUGCGCUGUCUGAGCGAUGACAUGACCACCAGCGACCUCUGCGAGGAAACGCUGAAGCCUCAUGACAAGGAGGAGUGUCACCCUGAGCCCUGCCUGCCUCUGAUUGAUGAGAAGUGUCGUGAUAAAUACUUCAACUGUAACGUGGUGGUGCAGGCGCGUCUCUGCGUGUACGACUACUAUCAGAUGGCGUGUUGCGUGUCCUGCAAGCGUGUGGCGCAGAGGAGCUCCGCACACUGGAGACAGCGAUCGUGAUCGAGUGAUGAUGAGAUCAGUAUGUACUCAGUGCGUCACGCAUGAACACUAGAGCGCAUGAUCAGGAGAGAAUCCCUGCGUUAGCAACCACUUCACUUCUGUUCACACUGCGGAUUUAAAGUGAAUUCAGCGUUAUUCAGAGUGAAUGUGAUCAGAACAGACUGGAUCUCUGAGAGGAGUGGCGUUGUGUAGAACUGUGAACGUGUUCAGUUCACUGCAAAACUGGAUCCGGUUCCUCAGAUCUGAAACGCAGAUCCGGUUAGACACGCUUUCUUUGGUCUCUUAUUAAACUCUCAUCUACGGGCUUCAAGAGCAAAAACACAAAGACAGUGAUUCAUACUGACAGAAUUAACAUAUGGAGCUAAAAUAGUCUCAAAAUUAAUGUGUUUACAAAAUAUGGUUCACAAAUGCAAUAGCUAAGUCACAUUCACAAAACAAAGCCUUUAUGUAUAAUGCAUUAUGUACGUUAUAAUGCAUUAAAUCUUUUCAUAAAUAAUUGCAACCAAAGUUACUAUGCAUUAUAGGUUUGUUUGCCAUGUUUUAGUGCAUUAUAUUUUCUAAAGGUGUAACAAUU
This is a messenger RNA of Sinocyclocheilus anshuiensis, 3506 nucleotides long. RefSeq names its product thrombospondin type 1 domain containing 4 (gene thsd4). Lineage: Eukaryota; Metazoa; Chordata; Actinopteri; Cypriniformes; Cyprinidae. Gene Ontology annotation, cellular component: extracellular matrix. Gene Ontology annotation, molecular function: metalloendopeptidase activity. Gene Ontology annotation, biological process: proteolysis; extracellular matrix organization. The transcript has 18 exons. The coding region runs from base 224 to 2932 and encodes 902 amino acids. The record is from RefSeq and is a predicted model, not a curated record.